Molecule: messenger RNA, 2054 nt
Organism: Perognathus longimembris pacificus (Pacific pocket mouse)
Lineage: Eukaryota; Metazoa; Chordata; Mammalia; Rodentia; Heteromyidae
Gene: Bfar
Product: bifunctional apoptosis regulator
Exons: 8
Coding region: 290-1642 (450 amino acids)
Biological process (GO): proteasome-mediated ubiquitin-dependent protein catabolic process
Cellular component (GO): nucleus
Molecular function (GO): ubiquitin protein ligase activity; protein binding
Source: RefSeq, a predicted model, not a curated record
CGCUCUAGGCGGCCCGGAGGUCGCGGGGUUAAGGUGGCUGUGUACGGAGUGCGACCUCUCUAUGGUCGGGCGCCGGGGUAUACCCUCCCUCCUCCCCAUCUACUCCCGAGGGUCCCAGGUUACUUCCGGAAGUGAAGGCUUCACCUGCGCCUCGGCUUCCGCGGGGUUCGGGGACCCAGGCGCGAUGGCCGGGCUGGCCCCGGGACCAGAGAAAGGAUUGUCUGAUGUUUGAAGCAUUUUCCUGAGUCUAGAAUUUUCUAUGUCUCUGGGUCCUGGAAGUUACUAAGCGAUGGAGGAGGCCGAGGAAACGGACGGGAUCAGGACAGGCCUGGAGAAGGACACCACUGCCCAUAGCCUCCGCCCUCAGAUCUCAGUCAGCGAGUUUUCCUGCCACUGCUGCUACGACAUCCUAGUGAACCCCACUACUCUGAACUGUGGGCACAGCUUCUGCCGCCACUGCCUGGCUUUAUGGUGGGUGUCUUCAAAGAAAACAGAGUGUCCGGAAUGCAGAGAAAAGUGGGAAGGCUACCCCAAAGUCAACAUUCUCCUCAGGGACGCCAUUGAAAAGCUGUUUCCAGAUGCCAUUAGGAUGCGGUGUGAAGACAUCCAGCACAACAGCGAUGUCAUCCAAAGUCUCGCGGCCUUUCAGAGGCUCGGAAAUGACCAGCUGCCCUCGGCUCCUAACGCAGGCCGUGCGAACCAGCAAAGAGGAGGGGGCUUCUUCUCCGGAGUGCUCACCGCCUUAACCGGCGUGGCAGUGGUCCUGCUGGUGUACCACUGGAGCAGCAGGGAGUCCGAGCAUGACCUCCUGGUCCACAAGGCCGUGGCCAAAUGGACAGCUGAAGAGGUUGUUCUAUGGCUGGAGCAGCUGGGCCCAUGGGCCUCCCUCUACAGAGACAGGUUUCUAUCCGAAAGAGUAAAUGGAAGAUUGCUUUUAACUCUGACAGAGGAAGAAUUUUCCAGAGCGCCUUAUACCAUAGAAAACAGCAGCCACAGAAGAGUCAUCCUCACAGAGCUAGAGCGCGUGAAAGCCCUCGGUGUGAAGCCCCCCCAGAACCUCUGGGAAUAUAAGGCGGUGAACCCUGGCCGGUCCCUGUUCCUGCUCUACGCCCUCAAAAGCUCCCCAAGACUUGGCCUGCUGUACCUGUACCUGUUUGACUACACAGACACCUUCCUGCCCUUCAUCCACACCAUCUGCCCUCUUCAGGAGGACAGCUCUGGGGAGGACCUCCUCAGCAAGCUCCUGGACCUGAGGGAGCCCACCUGGAAGCAGUGGAGGGAGUUCCUCGUCAAGUACUCCCUCCUGCCGUACCAGCUGAUGGCCGAGUUCGCCUGGGACUGGCUGGAGGUGCACUACUGGACCUCACGGUUUCUCAUCGUCAACGCCAUGCUCCUCUCCGUGCUGGAGCUGUUCUCAUUCUGGAGGAUCUGGUCAAGAAGUGAACUGAAGACAGUACCUCAGAGGAUGUGGAGCCAUUUUUGGAAGGUGUCCACGCAGGGACUGUUUGUGGCCAUGUUCUGGCCCCUCAUUCCCCAGUUCGUAUGCAACUGCUUGUUUUAUUGGGCCCUGUACUUCAAUCCGAUCAUUAACAUCGAUCUCGUGGUCAAGGAAGUCCGGCGGCUGGAAACUCAAGCACUGUGACUGACCUGGAGGUGACACCUGUGCCCCAAGGCUUAACCCGUGAGGAACGGCGGAAGCAGACUUCCUGCAUCUGCCCCUGGAAAAGCAAGGUGCUGCUGCUGAUGCGAGGCCUCAGCCAGGUCCUCCCUCUCAGCCUGCGGCACCCGGGCAGCAGAACCCGAUGUCCCAGCGCCCAAGGACUGUGGAGGUGACAGAAGAGCUCCCCCUCCCACCAGCUCCUUUCUCACAGGGCCUGGGGGGGAGCCUGCCAUCCUUGGGGGAUGCCACAUGCCAUCAGAAGUGACCCCUCCCCCCCCCCCCCGACCUCAGGGAGGACAGAGGUGCCCAGAGCCUCUCUCUCACCAGGUCCUGGGUGAGGCCCACCCUGUGAGGCAAGUGUAGGAAAACAAGGAUUUGCCAUAGGCAUAGCUAU